Molecule: messenger RNA, 1062 nt
Organism: Papaver somniferum (opium poppy)
Lineage: Eukaryota; Viridiplantae; Streptophyta; Magnoliopsida; Ranunculales; Papaveraceae
Product: probable feruloyl esterase A
Exons: 6
Coding region: 1-1062 (353 amino acids)
Biological process (GO): lipid metabolic process
Molecular function (GO): triacylglycerol lipase activity
Source: RefSeq, a predicted model, not a curated record
AUGUCUUCCAAGGAUGAAAAGGGUGGUGACCAUAGGUUCUCAGAGGAAUAUCUGGUAUUGAAACCUCAAGGAGGACAUUCAUGGAAUUUGUUACAUCUUCUGUUUUCGCCUAACGUUGAUAUCUAUAAAUUUGUGGAGUGUUCACAAGGGAUGAAGGUGCAUGGAAAGCUGGUUAUGCCAGAUAAGUCAUCGGCAAAGUACAUGUCUACGAUCGGAAACUUCGACACUAGAUUUGAAUUAUACAAGAACAUAAGAAAGGGAGAUCCUAGGUAUCAUGGAGCUUUGUCAGCAGUGGCUGCUAAAUUGGCGUACGAGAAUGAAGCGCUAGUUAAAGACACAAUUACCAAUGAGUGGAAGAUGGAGUUUCUUGGCUUCUAUAAUUUCUGGGACGAUUUUCAAGAUGAAGCUUCGACGCAGGCCUAUAUGUUACAAGAUAAAAAGGAUGAUCCUGAAUUGGUCGUAGUGGCAUUUCGAGGUACUGAAAUGUUUUCUGCAGUUGAUUGGAGCAGUGACUUCGAUAUCUCUUGGUACGGUCUCUCGGGCAUAGGUAAAGUUCAUGGCGGUUUUAUGAAAGCUUUGGGGCUACAAAAGGGUCUAGGAUGGCCAGAAGAUCUCAAACAACCAGAAAAUGACAAACGUAUGUUUGCGUACUAUACUUUGAGGGAAAAACUAAAAGACAUACUGAGAAAAAACGAAAAGGUAAAAGUGAUUGUCACUGGACAUAGCUUGGGUGGGGCACUCGCAAUUGUGUUUCCAACAGUGUUGACGUUCCAUAAGGAAGACUUGAUGUUAAAAAGGUUUGAAGGAGUUUAUACAUUUGGGCAACCAAGAGUCGGGGAUGAGAAACUCGGAGAAUUCUUGAAGGAAAAACUUAGGAUUAAUGGUGUUAAGUAUCUGGGAUAUGUUUACUGUAAUGACUUGAUUCCUAGAGUCCCAUUUGAUAAUAAAAGUUUCUUGUUUAAGCAUCUCGGAACUUGUCUCUGCUUCAACAGUCUGUACCAAGGAAAGGUUGUUGAAGUAGAACCAAACAAGAACUACUUUAUGUUAGAAAAAACGUUUUAA